CCCUUUUCAACCAAGAUCCUUCUCCUCUAUUAGAUCCACCCGGUCUCUCCCUUAAAUUCUUCCUCACGCACUCUGAACCGGAUACACGCACCACCACAUUUUUCAGCAUGGUUGUCAAUGCUGUGCCCAUGAAAAGGAUAAAGAGAAGAGUAACAGUUGAUCUCUAUGACUUCUUGACGUUCCCUUCCACUUCCUCUUCCUUUGGAUUUGGUAGUACCACGCCAUUUCGUGCCAACAUUAGGUCUUUUUUAACGAAGUACGCACUCUUGCCGCCUCUUUCGUCGCUUUUCCCUCACAUGAUGAUUUGGCAAAUCGUCUUCAGAGUCGAUGACGUGACCGACAACUUUGAUCCCUCUUCCUCCGUGGUCUGUCUAGACGUGGUGGAGGAGGAUGUCGCUAGAUCUAGAUCCGUCUACUGUGACCAGUGCCGAGUUGUUGGGUGGAGUGAACAUCCAGUAUGUUCUAAACGCUACCACUUCAUCAUAAAAGUGGACGGUAAUUCCAUCGGUGGCUACCAUAAACCAUGUGUGCGUUGUGGAGAUAUCCUACAUUUAUCGGAAUUAAGGUGUAAGUCAUGCAACUAUGUGACAACUACAGAUGAUGUAGAGGAUUGGGUGUAUCACCAAUUAGAGGACACCACUCAUCUUUUACAUGGUGUAAUCCAUUCUAAUGGUUACGGUCACCUUCUUAGGGUCAAUGGCAGGGAAGGGGGUUCAAGGGUCCUUUCAGGAUGCCAUAUCAUGGACUUUUGGGAUCGACUAUGUAAAACCCUUGGUGUCAGGAAGGUAAGUGUGACAGAUGUGUCAAAGAAGUAUGGGUUGGAAUACCGGCUACUUCAUGCCAUUACCAAAGGCCAUCCAUGGUAUGGGGAUUGGGGUUAUGAAUUUGGUGCUGGUAGUUUUGCCCUGACAUUUGAUGCAUAUAGAUCUGCUAUUGAGACUCUUUCUAGCCUUCCAUUAUCCAUGUUUCUACCGGAAGGAUCGAAACCUAGUACUCGACUUCAGGAUGUUAUCUCAUUUUAUCGGUCUUUAUCGAAGUGUGAGCUUCUAAAUAUAAAAGAUGUCUUUUGUUUUCUGAUAAGGUUGAUCCAUGAUGCCCAUAAGUCUUCCUUAAGGGUUGGGGAUGCUACCUUCAAGAAACAACGUGCUUCAGGUGUUCUAUCAUGGAGUAGAGUUGAUGUUGUACGAGUUGAAGAGGCAAUGUUUAGAGUACUUCGUGCGGUAUCUGGUUCAAACUGGGUAAGUUCUCGUGCUCUUAGGGGAGCUGUCUGUAGAGUGGCUCCUCCAACACUCCUCGAUCAUUGCCUCAUGGAACUUAAUGGGAAAUUGGCCGUAGAAGGAAUGGUUGUUAAGGCAAGACACAAUCCUAAUUCUGGUUGUCUCGAGUAUAGACUUGAGCCUCAAAAUGUUUCCAUCACCACCAAUUGCAAUGAUAAUUGUGUUCCUAAUUUUCCUCCAUCUAAGGAAAUUCUUAAGCAAGAUCUUAAAUUAUUGUAUGAAUCCAUACUUCAUCCUCAAACCAUGUCGACCUGCCUUCCCGAUGCAAUAAGAAAUCUUACCAUCAGCUCAGCUGAGAAGCUCCUUGACUGCAAGCAAUUUGUGAAACAUUACAAUAAUGAAAAAUUAUCAAGUGGGAAUGAAGAUGUAAUUUGCAUCUCAUGUGAGUUGGAGCUAAUGGAUCAACAUAAAGAAAUCACUCCGGAUCCACCUGCAGAAUUAGUAGUGUUACCCAUAAAUGCUAUUGUAUUAGACCUUAAGAUCGAAGCUUCGAAGGCUUUUCAAGAAGUAUACUUGGCAUUCAGAAGAUUCCAAGCUGAAGAGUUGCUUGGUUAUACUGGUGUGGAGGAUUCCACCCAGGUCAAGUUAUUGUUGGGGUCAACAGGAUCUGUUCGAGUUCGAGGGAGAUGCUUGGGAAAAAACGGGCUUAGUAAAUAUAGGUUGGAAAGGGGGGUCGAGAGGUGGACAGUGGAUUGCACAUGUGGAGCUAAGGAUGAUGAUGGGGAAAGGAUGUUGGCGUGUGAUGUUUGUGGGGUGUGGCUGCACACAAGAUGUUUCGGAAUUAACGAAUCUGAUGCAGUGCCUGCCAAGUUUGUUUGCAGUAGAUGCAAAGAAUCGCUACAGAUGACUCUCUGUUGUACAGUGUAAGAAUGAGAGUGGAAGCUUUGGAAAUUGCUUGGCAACUUCUUAUGACGUUCGUUGAAAUCAGGGGAUAUUUUUGGUGUUUAAAGGGAGGUUUUAUCAAUGUGUACAUAAAUAGUAACUGGCUUAAAGUCGCCAAGGCAGUUAUUUGUUUCUUUGUAUAUAAUUUUGCUAAGUUGAUUUAAUUUAAAGAAGGAAAAAAGGGGUAGCAUAUGAGGAA
This is a messenger RNA of Gossypium arboreum, 2358 nucleotides long. RefSeq names its product PHD finger protein At1g33420-like. NCBI's taxonomy places the organism in Eukaryota, Viridiplantae, Streptophyta, Magnoliopsida, Malvales, Malvaceae. The transcript has 5 exons. The record is from RefSeq and is a predicted model, not a curated record. The coding region runs from base 108 to 2144 and encodes 678 amino acids.